UACUGAUUCAAAUAUCAGAUUCAGUGAUUUGAUGAUGUGGCCACAAGGACAACAAAUACAAACAAGGAACGGUCUCAGUCAUCUCGCCUGUGCAACCACAAACCCCACCCCAUCUUCCUUUCUUUUCUAUCCCCUCGAGCUCAUCGUCAACAACAGCGAGCACGAACAAAUUAUUCAUCAAUUGUUCCGAUCAAUAUCUUUCAACAACAUUCACGACUUACUUCGUCGUCGUCGACUCGCACGACAUGCGCGAAUCAAAUCAUGCUUUUCCCGCACAGAAUAGGGCUUGCGUUUGCAUCACCUCCCAAUGCUACGAUAGACGAGGUCUCGAUACAUCUUCGCCACUCCCGCUAUUCACUUCCCUACACCAUCUCACAUAUCUAACCUCUACUUCAGCUCGAAUACGCGAGAUAAUGACAAUGGACGGCGCGAUCGAGCGUCUUAUGCGCAUUCUUUAUGAUUACUGCUUGUGUCCUCCCCCACCAGACAACCCUGGUUACAUCUAUGGUCUUUCUCCUCCAAAUUCCCGUCCUGCAAAGCUCAUCCCAACAAUGAACCCCCCAAAUUACGACAAGCACGCCGCAUAUCGAUUCAGCUUGGCGCUGCAGAGUAUCGUUAACAUCGGUAUAAGAGGCAGCGAGCCAAUCCGGAGUCGCAUCGUCCAGGCUGGUGCACUCGAAGUAGUCGGUUGCAUCCUUGAGUCAUGGCUAGCCCAUAAAGGGUUUGCCAUCGGUCCCAGCCAAAGCGCAUCUGGCUUACCCCGUGAAUCGCGCGAGCAGCGUCUCGCCCGAAGAGCCGCACUUCAGGAACACAGACAGAGAGAAGAAGCUGCCCAGCUUCAUCGCGCACUCCAACGUCAAAUCGCUGCAGACAGGACGGAAUUAAUUGCAUCCCGUGUAGAUCCAAUCCAAGAUGAUGCUACUAUGACGGAUAUUGGCGAGCCUUCCUUUUCGGAUAUUUCAAUCCACACGGAAGGAACCCCCGCACCUGUCGUAGCUGCACGCGAGAGACCUUACUAUACCCGCCACUCCUCAUCUUCAUCUCAUGAUGCAGAUACUUCCGCUGAAACAUCUAUCAACCCUACGCCCCAAGGUGCAGAUACCCCUACUGUAACUGUCCUAGUCAAUGCUCGUGAGCGCAGCGGUACCAUCAUUGCUCACCGCGCUUGGGAUGAUCCUGUACCCGCACCUGCCACUCUACGUGCAAGACUUCAUCGUGCCCGCCCCACUACCGCAUCACCUGAUGAAUCCACCGACAACUCAAGACCGGAGACAGAAACUGAGGAUGAUGGUGAUGCAGACGUUGAUAUGUCGCAGGACACAGACGAUGGCGCAACUCCCUCUGCACCCCGUGUACGCCAGCCAUCACGAUCGAUGACGCUUACUCAGCGUCCACGUCGUGCUGUGGGUAUAAUCUCAGAUGCUGUCCCGGGACCUGCACCUCUCCAAGUGGAUACAGAUGCGCAUAUUAUCAUUCACCAUGGGCAGGGUGCUGUGGUUGGAGAUGGGAUGGCGGUGGGUGUGGAGGAUGGGAUUGUGUCGCUGGAGCCGAAUGAUGAUUUUGCUAUGGGUGCGCCGCCUGGUGCACCUGGAGCUUUGGACGAGACGAUUCCUGCAAGAGGUCUUCGUGGGGUUGAUGUCCCUUUGGCUGAAAGGAGAGUUCGCACUGCCCCUGACGCGACGCCCCGUGCCACAGCUGUCCCACUGCCUAUAGCUCCGGUUAUGCCGAAUGCUACGCAUAGCGAGGAACCUGCACGUGAUGGUGCAGCUGCCAAUCGUGGCGAGCAUCCUACGCCGACUGCCACGAUGAACACUGUGCGCACCUCGAGCCAUCACCACCACCAUCGCGAUCCCGAUCAAGGUCCCUUCAGGGAUGAAGAUGUGCUCUUUAGUCUCCAGCUUCUCGCGUAUCUCAGCAAGUACCCGCACGUGCGACAGGCAUUUUAUAAGCAGCGCCCAUCAUUCCACCCAGCGGCUGCUACCCUCCCACCUCGUCCUCAACAGCAGCAGGCUGUUGCUGGACCCAGCGGUACGCGGAAUGCCACAGCUAUCCCUGCCCCCCCACCAACCCCACCAGCAAAAGAACAAUACGGGUUCUUCCGUGCACUAGCAUCUGCUACCGCGCGAGGCAAGGAGAAGGAGAAAGCGCUGCUUACAACCCCGGUGCAGCCCCAACGCAUGACGAAUGUGUUUUCUCUCGUAGAGCGGUUUACCUUCCGCCCUAGUUCGACUGAGAGCGAGCUGCCUAACCCACCACCAAAACUUCCUCCAGAAAUUGCGUAUUGGGCGGGUGUGAUUAUGCGGAAUGCGUGUAGGAAGGAUGAUAGUCGGGGUGGGAUACGGCAGUGUGCGAAUAUGCUGUGCGGGCGCUGGGAGACCUAUCCACGGGAGUUUGCAAAAUGCAGGCGAUGCAGGAAAGCGAAAUAUUGUGGCAAGGAGUGUCAGAGCACCGCUUGGAGCGAAGGACACAGGUUUUGGUGUAGUGUGAAGGAAGGAGAAGAAGCUGAGGAACCUUCUGACCAUCAACAUCAACACGGUUCAGAACAUGCGCUGGAGGGUGAUGUUGAGACGCCCGCAUCUGUUGCUGCUGCACGCGCGGAGAGGAGAGCGGAGAGGGAGAGGCAGUUGAGAGAACGGGAACGCUUGGGAGGAACGAUGACGAUUGCUGCUAAUCAUAUCGUCAUGCAACACCUUCUUAACCCGCCUGCGAACCCUCCACCUGUUGCUGCUCAAUUGACAGUUCGGCCUAGGGGUGCGGUGCUUCCUCCUACUCUUACCCCAACUCCGGCCAAUGCCAAUCAGGGUGGAGCUGCACAGAGACGAGGGAGUCCUGGGUUUGGGAGACGAAGGGCUGAGACUGUUUCUGGGGUGAUGGAUCGGGAGAGGGUGAUUGUGCAGAAUGCGUGGCAGCCACCGAGGAGACGGGGUGGUGGGGGUGAAGAUGGGGGGAGGGGCCAGGAGAUCUGGGAUUUGACGCCUCCUGGGGGGGAUGAUAUGGUUCUUGGGUAGGGAAGCGAGCGGACGCAUCACAUCACUCCCUUACGUGCGCCUCACUCUCAAUACGCGCGCAUGGCAUUACUCCCUAUAUAUUACGUGCGCCUGCCUUGUUCCUUCCAUCCGUGCAUACAUAUAUACAUACACAUACCUGCAUCACGAGCACUACCGUAUGACUCAGUUGUCACGACCAAUGUUAACUUAGGGUACUACUUCAUCUGGAUCUCUGGUUUGUGGUUGGUAUUGUAUUUCUUUUGCUCGCAUUGCAUCACGUAGAGUCAUUCAUCUGCUUGUGUACGUCUGGGUCCUCCUUGGCAGAGACUUACAGACUCCUUCAAGUUAAAGUUUGGAGCUUGACGGAAAGCUCCCCUCUAA
Messenger RNA from Suillus paluster, 3368 nucleotides. RefSeq lists its product as uncharacterized. Gene Ontology annotation, cellular component: MUB1-RAD6-UBR2 ubiquitin ligase complex. Bases 246 to 3008 code for a protein of 920 amino acids. The transcript has 4 exons. The record is from RefSeq and is a predicted model, not a curated record. Gene Ontology annotation, biological process: establishment or maintenance of cell polarity; ubiquitin-dependent protein catabolic process. NCBI's taxonomy places the organism in Eukaryota, Fungi, Basidiomycota, Agaricomycetes, Boletales, Suillaceae.